GAGAGAGAGAUACACUGCGAGGAGGAGCGAAAGUCAAACAACAAAAUAAAGAGAUAGAGAGUGGUAGAGAUAUAACGAGACCGACUGAGACGGAAAAAGAGGAAGAGAGGAGAGAAGGAGAAUAAGAAAGAACUAGAGAAAUAUAGAAGAGACAAAGAGAGAGAGAGGAAGAACGUGUGAGAAGAAGGUUGAAAGCUGCAAUCACUCUACGUCUUUGAGGAAUCAGAGUGUUCAUUUGAAGCUGAUCAGACAAACACACACAAAAAAACAUUCACAUUUUCUCAUAUACACAAACACAAAUAUACAUGCUUAUACAGAUGUAUGCAUAUAUAAUUAAUUUACUUAAGAUAUAGAAUAUAAUUGUAUGUGUAAAAGAAAAGCAAAAAAGAACACACAAACACGUAUACAUACACAUAUAUAUAUAUAUAUAUCGAUAUAAUAUCACAAAGACAUACAUGCGCAGCUUCACUGAGAAGUUUACAAAUUAUUAACAAAUCUCCUUUCUCUAUAUCGUCAUAAAGCGACGUUUCUAUGUAUGUAUGUACGCAUGUAUAUAUGUUCAUACAAUUGUGUAUAUGCGCCUAUAUAUGCUUACGUUAAAUGAUAGUGUCAGUAAUUCAGCGAAGAAUUUUGGUCACUUCUAAACAUUCUGACACGCUUUAUAGGUUAUACCAAUUCUACUUUGGACUUUAGGAAAUGAUUUCGUUGCUUGGAAACAACAUCGGAUUCUUAUGCACGGCAGUGUUUGGAUUAUUAACGACCAUUCACGUUGUUCACGCAAUGAUCUCGUGUUCGAGUUGCGAUUCACGGAGAGACAAAUAUUAUGGAGAAUGUGAGCAGUCACCUCCGCCUCCAAAACCAUGUCCUAAAAGCAGUAAUUCACAUUUCUGCUCUAUAAUAAGGGAGACAGAAAUCAGUGGUACUCCAGUGCGAUUCGCCAGGGAUUGUGCGGAUAAAUAUAUAGAGGAAGAUUGCGUUGUAAAAAAUAUCACGGCAGCGAGGAAGACUACCUAUUGCAUUCGAACCUGCGACACAGACGGAUGCAAUGCACAAGGACUAGAAAUGCGGGGUGGAUCCUCGAAAUUGAAUAUAUUUACUUACUUAGUUUUCGGGCUUGCUUUACUACUUAAUAUUCAACAAUUAGCCUUUGUUUAAUAUUUUGUUUCU
Molecule: messenger RNA, 1167 nt
Organism: Octopus bimaculoides (California two-spot octopus)
Lineage: Eukaryota; Metazoa; Mollusca; Cephalopoda; Octopoda; Octopodidae
Source: RefSeq, a predicted model, not a curated record